UGGAAGCUUGGCAGCUACACGCCACUGCUUGCUGGGUCUUGAAGUUCUUGAAAACAAGAGGGAAAAGCCUGAGCAGGCGGCAGCAGGAGCUGGCAGAUUGCAGAAAUGAAAGCGAAAGAGGGACCGAGCCCGAGAGAGAGGAGAGAUGGAGGAUGAGAGAGAAGUCUGCAAGAACUGAGAUUGAUGAUGUGCCUUGCUGCCAAGACCACCCUGAUGGCAUUUGUGACUCGAGUUUGCCUUUCUCCUUUCUGCUCAGCAAGCGAAAUGUGGCUGCAGCCAACCUCUCUCUCCACGAAGCCCACUGCCUCCGGUUUCUCAAGGUCUGCCCCGAUUGCAACGAGCCAGUUGCCUUGAAGGACAUGAAAGAGCACUUUGAAAAAGCCCACGAGCAGGUCCGAUGUCAGCUCUAUCACCAGUCGAUGCAGCAGUACCUACUGGAAUGCCAUGAGUCUGAAGAAUGCCAGGAGCGCACGGCCAAGUGUCCCUUCUGUGAGCUGGACCUGCCAUACUACAAGCUGCAGGAGCACCGCAAUGCCUGUGGCAGCCGGACCACGCGGUGCUGGGACUGCAGCGAGUACGUCAUGUACAAAGUCUUGGAGGACCACAAGCUCACCUGCCAGGCGAGGGAGGGGCUGAAGGGUCCAGGCCCUCAAACCAAUUUAUGUCAGCAGUGCAAUUGCUGGAUCCCGGAAGAUCAGUACCUUCAGCACUUGAAUGAGUGCAGCCCACUCCCACAAAUGCUGAGGGCCCUCACCACCCACUCUCCCACCAAGCCAGGCUUUCCCUCAUCACCCUGGCAACUUCCGAGCAGCCCGGCCACCUCCUCCCCUGCUGCCGAGAGAGACGUCCGCCCCAAGAAGAAAGACCUGUCUUCCGCUGAGAGGCCCUCGCUGAAGCCUCCGAGGAGCAAGAGUACCAGCGGCUGGCCAGCCUUCACUGCCUCCCUUGUGCCACAGGCCCUGGAGGACGACCUGUACGACCAGCUGGUGACCUGCUCCCAGUGCAACAUCCUCCUUCCAAGCCCCACGCUGCAGAAGCAUGAGAAAAAGUGCCAGAGGGCAGCGUCAAUCCAACCGCCCCUGAGAAGACCUCGGCUCCUGAGGAAAGGAGGCAGAUGUUCCAAGGGUGUGAAAGGACCACGCCAAAGUGCCAACUCCGGAGCUAAUGUGUUUGCCUUGCCUUGCAGAGGAAUCCCCGUGAAGCCCUCCUGGAGAGCAAAGCGGGACAUCAAAGUCCCAAUGGCCCCGAAUCAACCCUUUUAUUCUUCCCACCAGGGUCAGAUUCAGUAAAGUGCUUUGCAGUGCAA
Molecule: messenger RNA, 1306 nt
Organism: Hemicordylus capensis (graceful crag lizard)
Lineage: Eukaryota; Metazoa; Chordata; Lepidosauria; Squamata; Cordylidae
Gene: XAF1
Product: XIAP associated factor 1
Exons: 9
Coding region: 153-1289 (378 amino acids)
Biological process (GO): apoptotic process
Source: RefSeq, a predicted model, not a curated record